Molecule: messenger RNA, 1360 nt
Organism: Striga hermonthica
Lineage: Eukaryota; Viridiplantae; Streptophyta; Magnoliopsida; Lamiales; Orobanchaceae
Source: the annotation of a GenBank genome assembly
AUGAAUUGCAUUGAAGAAAAGAAAAAAGGUGCUUUUUUUGUGGAUGGACCUGGUGGCACCGGGAAAUCUUUUCUUUAUAGAGCCUUGCUUGCGACUGUGCGUUCUAGAGGUUGUAUAGCCCUUGCUACUGCAACAUCCGGCAUUGUUGCAUCCAUAUUGCCUGGAGGCAGGACGACACAUUCUAGGUUUAAAAUUCUAAUAGAUUUGUCGGAUCUGAAAUUUUGCAGUAUUAGCAAACAGAGUUCUCUGGGGUCGCUCAUACGCGAGAGCAAGUUGAUCGUGUGGGAUGAGGCACCAAUGGCUAAAAAGGAUACCAUUGAGGCACUGAAUCUGGCGUUGAAGGACCUUUGUGGUUGUGAUGACCUCUUUGGUGGUAAGGUCGUAGUUUUUGGUGGUGAAUUUAGGCAGGUUCUACUUGUACUGCGUAGAGCCUCUAGAGAUGAAACAAUAGGUGCUUGUCUGAGUAGCUCAUACAUAUGGUCGUUGCUUACAAAACUGCAGCUCGUGGAAAACAUGCGCGCGCGUUUAGAUCCUUUAUUCACGGAGAUGCUUCUGAGAGUAGGAAAUGGACAGGAACGUACGUAUGAUGAGGACCUUAUUAAGAUACCGCCUUCAAUAGCUAUUUCAGAACCUCUGUCUGAGGCCUCCUUGGAUGAGCUAAUUAGAAUAAUUUAUCCAGAUUUGGCGUACCUAACAGAGACAGAACUUUCAGUGAAUAGAGUCACAAUGAAGAAUACCAUGCAGAUUGCGCGGAUUGACGACAAUGUGAGAGGCUGGAUAUCGUUGAUUCAGGUUGUUGACCAAGGCCCCAUAUUUGUUAGUCAAAGGGAUCCAUCAAUUUCUUACCGUCGGUUUACGUUUGUGGACUCUGAGGGCACACAAGUUGUGGCGUUGGCGUGUAACAAUAAUAUUCGGGAAUCUUCGCCUAUACUACAACUCUAUAAGAGGUACUAUGUCUCCGGGGCUGCCGUAAAGAAAGAAGGCCCAAAAUGCAUGAUUGGGUCUUAUCGGUUCUCAUGGACCAUCACCAACCACACUUUCAUUCAACCUUACGUUCAGGGUGUCGUGGUGCACGCCUUUGGACUGAAAAACAUUGGGAUUGACAUGGUGAACAGAGACAUUGUGUUGGUCAAUCAAGAGAUGGUGCAGAUGAUACUUACUUUAUGGAAUACCUUUGGUGAGGACGAAGGCUCGCAGCUGGCUCAAACCAUUAACGCGGGAAAUGUUGUUGUCUCUAUGCGAGUGAAAGUCACAUCGUUCCAUGGCCUUUCGUUGUCUACUAGAGCGGCGAGCUCUAUUCUUAUCAAUCCACCAACACCUGCUACUGCCAACCUAAAACAGUGGUGGGUAAUUUUAGAUU